Molecule: messenger RNA, 1941 nt
Organism: Selaginella moellendorffii
Lineage: Eukaryota; Viridiplantae; Streptophyta; Lycopodiopsida; Selaginellales; Selaginellaceae
Product: beta-glucosidase 24
Exons: 12
Coding region: 250-1899 (549 amino acids)
Biological process (GO): carbohydrate metabolic process
Molecular function (GO): beta-glucosidase activity
Source: RefSeq, a predicted model, not a curated record
CAGCCGUUAGAUCGGCGGUCCAUUCAUACGUAUUGGGCAUUAGCUAGUGGUCGCGAAAGGAUUUCUGGAGCUUCGAUCCGAGGAGAAUCGCCCUCGUCCUAGCUCUGACCAGGAAUCGCUGUCCGCCGAGAGUUUGGGUUUGGAGAGAAUUCGAGUUGGACGAGGUCGCAUUUGACUGGUCGAUUUUGAGCGGCUUCUUGGCAAAGAAGAAAAAGGGGGGGGAGCGCGGGGAGGAAAGAAUCAAGAGAGAUGAGGAGCAUUGGAUCGAUUCUUGCGCGGCUUCUUGUCUGCGGCUUCUUGAUUUUUGGCGAUGGAUCUUUGAGCGAUGGAGCUCGCGUCGCGCCGCUGCUGCGUGUGAGCGACGGGAUUUCGUCGCAAGAUGGGAUUUCGUCACAAGAACGCCUCGAGAGGUGCGAUUUCCCGCAGGGAUUCGUGUUUGGAGUCUCGUCGUCGGCUUAUCAGUAUGAAGGCGCUGCCGCGGAGGGAGGGCGACAACCCAGCAUUUGGGACACAUUUUCUCAUACCCAAGGUAUGAUCGAUAUCUCUUCGUUUCCUCGCAAACAUUUUGAUGAAACACAAUCUCCUUUGUUCUUCCCAGGAAAGAUUCAGGAUGGUACCACAGGCGACUUAGCGAAUGAUCAAUAUCACCGAUUUCGGGAAGACGUGGGGCUGAUUAAAAACAUGGGAAUGGACGCUUACAGGUUUUCCAUAAGCUGGAGCCGCUUCUUUAUCGAUGGUUCCGUGAACGUCGAGGGCCAGGCAUACUACAACGCGUUGAUUGACGAGCUUUUGAGCGCAGGAAUCGAGCCUUAUGUGACGUUGAAUCACUUCGAUCUUCCCCAAGCUCUAGAUGGCUCCAAUGGUGGCUGGCUUAACUCGAGCAUUGUGGACAUUUUUGCAGCGUAUGCUGAGGCCUGCUUCGAUGCUUUUGGAGAUAGAGUAAAGACGUGGAUCACAUUUAACGAGCCGCAGCUUUUCAGUCUCAAGGCAUACUCUGAAGGUAGUCACGCUCCCGGUCGGUGUUCUAGCUGUUCCAACGGGAACUCACUCACCGAGCCAUACAUUGUUGGACACAAUAUGCUUCUCUCCCAUGCUGCUGCUGUUAGGAUCUACAAGCAAAAGUUUCAAGCUCGGCAAGGAGGCAAAAUUGGGAUCACGCUAAACUCUUACUGGUUUGAGCCUUUCUCUAAUUCAAAGAUGGAUAUAGAGGCCUCAAAGAGGAGCCUCGACUUUGAGCUUGGCUGGUUUUUGGAGCCACUCACUUCUGGAAACUAUCCCGAGAGAAUGCGUACACGCCUGGGGCCCCGGCUUCCAGUGUUUACAGAGGAGCAACGCCAGGCAGUGAAAAGCUCUAUCGAUUUUUUGGGACUCAACCACUAUACAACGCGCUAUGUCCAAGACAUGCCUGCUGUUACACCAGCCAACACUGCCAAUGGUGAUUCACAAGUCUUGCAACUUGUUGCAAGGAAUGGUGUCGAGAUUGGACCCAAGUCGGCUUCUUCCUGGUUGUACAUAGUUCCUUGGGGAAUAGAGAAGCUCCUUUUGUACGUUAAAGACCACUACAAUCCUCCAGAGAUUAUAAUCACAGAAAAUGGAAUGGACGAGGCAAACGAUCCAUCGGCUCCACUGGAGCAAUCUUUACAAGACCAUAAUCGUAUCAAGUUCUACCAAAGCUAUCUAAAAUAUUUGCUACAGGCAGUCAAGAAAGGAGUCAAUGUUAGAGGCUAUUUGGCAUGGACCCUCCUGGACGAUUUCGAGUGGAGAUUCGGCUACAUGCAAAGAUUUGGGCUCCACUUUGUGGAUUUCAAUGACAACAUGAGGAGGUACCCGAAAUUGUCGUCGCUUUGGUUCAAGCAGAUGUUAAAAGAUCGCAACUGUGAGUCCAAGUCUGCUUUGUAAAAAGUAGGAAAAGAGAGAAAAAAUAUAACUGUUUUUUUAUCA